AUGCAAUCAUCAAGCAACUCGUCCACAAAGACAACCAUCCGCGAUCUACCACCCGAGCUGACUGCAGAAAUUGCAUCUCACUUGGAAUUGAAGGACAUCGCAAAAGUCCGCCUUUCCUGCAAGUACCUUUACGAGAACACAUACUACAACUUCGCUACCCUGGGCUUCCGCACCAUUACUACGGACUUCUCCUUGCGAUCUCUCGAAGAGCUCACUCUCAUUAGUAGCAACCCCCGCCUCGCCGGCUACGUUAAGGAGCUUACUAUUGCUAACAAUACUUGGUGGGGCGUUGGCUAUCUUGGCGAGGGAUUGGUCUGGCAUCGUUCAGAACCACCAAAAUCUGGGCGGUAUUACAAUGGCAAACUCCAGUCGCAGUCAAAACAGUGGACUCAUUUAGGAAGCCUUGCACUUGAACAGAGCAACAUCCAGCAAUGGCGUCAUGUCAUCGAGCGCUUCACCAACUGUUCCUCAUUUAGCAUCUGGUAUUCGAGGAACAUCCUACACGAUGGGUAUCAAUCGGAUGACGAGAAUACUACAUGGAUGGAGCGCAGGAUGGGAAAAAGGCCUGGUGGAUUGCCCAUGGCCCAUCCAUCAGUACUGGACGUAUUGGGCGACGGAGUGAGGGACGACGAUCAGCUCAGCUUCGUGGACGCGCUUAUGAUCCUGGUCUUCAUCAUCAGCAAGGCCAAGAUGUCUGUGGAGAAAUUCAUGAUUAAUAUCCGAAAUUUCGUUCCAACCCACCUGGAUCUUGCGCACCUUGACGAUCCGACGUUCCGUGCUUGCUGGGCAACGGUGCGGGAGUUUACAUUUCGAUCUUCGGUUCCUCCCACUCUCAUUACCGGUUUGGAGGAUGAUGCACAUAACCACUUUAAUUUUUGGGAUUCAUACACCGAGUCGGAUGACGAGACUCUUUGCUCGAGUUGUCAGGGUGCUUUGCGAAGUAUUCGCUCAGACUCAGGUACAGACAUUGAAUCCGACGGGAAUUCUGAGGAUGAUGGGGACUCUGAGGACGAUGAUGAUUCUGAUGUUGAUGGCGAGUCCCAUGCUGAUGAAUUCACUGAGGGCGAUGGAUAUACUGAGGGCGGUGAUUAUGCUGAGGGCGAUGAGUAUGCUGAGGGGGAUGAGUAUUCUGAAGGGGAUGAGUAUUCUGAAGGGGAUGAGUAUGCUGAGGGCGAUGAGUAUACCGAGGGCUAUGGGUAUGCUGACAGCGAUGAGUCUUCCGAGGUCUCUGAGGAUGGCAAUGGCAGUAACAGUGCGUCUUUCAGUCUUCCGGACAGCACAAAAGUGGCCGCAUACCUAAGCAAAUUGAUUAGCCUCGCCCACAACCUUGAAUCCCUGACUAUUCAAAGCAACUACGGUGAUAAGAUCAUGGACAACCUGAUGUCCAACGAUUCCCCGCCGCAAUUCAAGCUGAAAUCAUUUUGCUUAAUGUUUGGCGCACGCUAUAGAAUGACACAGGGAGAAUCCCUUGCCAGACUCAUCAUACAGCAUUCACAAACCCUUGAGCAGCUUAGACUUUAUGAUAUUGGAAUGGAGGAAGGAGGUGCAAUGAAUCUGGUCGAGACCAUUGGUGAGGAUGGCCUUCCGGCAUUACAAUUCCUCCGGCUCUCAACGAUAGUGGAUGGGCCGCUUGACGAGCAACUCUCUUUCUCGGACAUUCCACUUGGCUGGAGCCUCAUCGAUGAUACCACGGGCGCACACUUUACUCAUACUUCAAUUAAGAAGUCUGCCAGCGAACCAGAAAGGACCACGAACCUCAUGGUCUGGGGCCCAGGCACAAGUGAUUUUCUUCGAACUCUUAAGGAUUUUGCUGUGAUCCUUCCCGAGGAACCUGAUCCUGAGAUAUAA
Aspergillus mulundensis is the source of this 1848-nucleotide messenger RNA. RefSeq lists its product as uncharacterized. Gene Ontology annotation, molecular function: protein binding. NCBI's taxonomy places the organism in Eukaryota, Fungi, Ascomycota, Eurotiomycetes, Eurotiales, Aspergillaceae. The record is from RefSeq and is a predicted model, not a curated record. The coding region runs from base 1 to 1848 and encodes 615 amino acids. The transcript has a single exon.